AUGUCUUUAAAUAGGAAACAGAGUGGAACAAGCUUUACAAAAGUAGGAAACCUAAAACAACACCAGAGAGUCCACAUGGGAAAGAAGUCUUACAAAUGUAAACAGUGUGGCAAAUGUUUUAGAGGAACAGUAAAACUAACAAUACAUGAACGAGUUCACACUGGGAAAAAACCCUAUGAAUGUAAACAAUGUGGCAAGAGUUUUAGUCAAUCAGGAAACCUAAAGUCACAUCAGAGAGUCCACACGGAAGAGAAGCCUUUUGAAUGUACAUGGUGUGGCAAGUGCUUUAGCAGAGUAGGGGACCAGAAAAGACAUGAAAGAGUUCAUACUGGAGAGAAGCCUUUUGAAUGUACAUGGUGUGACAAGUGUUUUAGCAGAGUAGGGGACCAGAAAAGACAUGAAAGAGUUCAUACAGGAGAGAAGCCUUAUGAAUGUAAACAGUGUGGCAAGUGUUUCAGCCGAGCAUUUACAUUGAAGGUACAUGAAAGAGCUCAUACUGGAGAGAAGCCUUAUGAAUGUAAACAUUGUGGCAAGUGUUUUCAACAGACAGGACAUUUGAGGGUGCAUGAAAGAGUUCAUACAGGAGAGAAGCCAUAUGAAUGUAAACAGUGUGGCAAUUGUUUCAGCCGAGCAUUUACAUUGAAGGUACAUGAAAGAGCUCAUACUGGAGAGAAGCCUUAUGAAUGUAAACAGUGUGGCAAGUGUUUUCAACAGACAGGAGAUUUGAGGGUGCAUGAAAGAGUUCAUACUGGAGAGAAGCCAUAUGAAUGUAAACAGUGUGGCAAAUGUUUCCGACAAACAGGAAAUCUGAGGGUGCACGAAAGAGUUCAUACUGGAGAGAAGCCAUAUGAAUGUAAACAGUGUGGCAAUUGUUUCAGCCGAGCAUUUACAUUGAAGGUACAUGAAAGAGCUCAUACUGGAGAGAAGCCUUAUGAAUGUAAACAGUGUGGAAAGUGUUUUCAACAGACAGGAGAUUUGAGGGUGCAUGAAAGAGUUCAUACUGGAGAGAAGCCUUAUGAAUGUAAACAGUGUGGCAAAUGUUUCCGACAAACAGGAAAUCUGAGGGUGCACGAAAGAGUUCAUACUGGAGAGAAGCCAUAUGAAUGUAAACAGUGUGGCAAGUGUUUCAGCCGAGCAUUUACAUUGAAGGUACAUGAAAGAGCUCAUACUGGAGAGAAGCCUUAUGAAUGUAAACAUUGUGGCAAGUGUUUUCAACAGACAGGAGAUUUGAGGGUGCAUGAAAGAGUUCAUACUGGAGAGAAGCCGUAUGAAUGUAAACAGUGUGGCAAAUGUUUCCAACAAACAGGAAAUCUGAGGGUGCACCAAGGAGUUCAUACUGGAGAGAGGCCAUAUGAAUGUAAACAGUGUGGCAAGUGUUUCAGCAUAGCACGUAACCUUAGGAGACACAAAAAAGUCCACACUAAACGAAAUAGGGGUACCUAUCAUAGUAACAGACGUCCGUCUAAACGUUUGCUUCGUCAGCGCAAUAGCGGAGGAAGUAACCGAGUUGAUAUGAGUUCAGGAAUUAAAAGCAACCGACUGACUCAAAGAGACACUAGAAACAGAAGUCGUGUAGUAAACUUCCAAUCAGCUACCGUUGAGACACACAGCUGUUGGAUUUGUCAAGAGGAGAUGAGUAGUGGAGUUCUUCUUCUUCAACACUAUGAAAAUCAUAUGAGACAUGUAGAGGAAGAUGAGCUCUAAAAUUAAAUGGUUCUCAGGGGCGUAGCUAGCGUUUCGACUAAUUAUAGGCCUGGCUGACUUUCAUUUCCACAUAUCCUGAAAAUUGCACGCUUGACUAGUACGCAAUGACCUCACCAACACUUUGAGUUCUUAAGCUUUUUAGCUCACCCCAACAACACAUAAUUUAUUAAAAGUGGUGAAGUGAUCAGAGCAGAAAUUUGUAGGCCCGGUCCUACAGGUCUGUGGGCUGGCUACGCCUCUGGGUCUCGUUCAGGUUUUCGUAUGUUUCGUUUCUGUUCUGUUAGGUUUUGUCAUAAGUCGAAGCAUCGAAACGUUUGGUUUAGGUUACUUGUCAUGAGUGGCUUUUAUUUUCAGUGGGUUGUUUUAUCUCGAUGAAAAGUUCGAAUUGUGAUUUUCUUAGGUGAUUUGAUGUAGUUAGCAGAUGUUGUUUUUUUGUGGACGGGAAGAAAAAUUCUUUUGCAAUCCCGUUAUGUUCUUUUGGCGAUGGAUAAUUCAAAUUACUUUUUGAAAGAGAAAACAUUUCUUAAAUAUUUUGAAAUUUAACAUAUGGACAGACAAUCCUGUGAGAUGAGCUCGUUGAAUAUCUUUAGAAAAUAUAAUAAUACAAUAAAGCAGCCAGAGGUUUUUUUAAAACAGUGUCUUAUGAAUGGCCGACUCUAGAGUGACAUGGAGGAAAACCUUAUGUUCGCCUCAUUUCCUUGACAACCCAUCCGCAUAAAUGUUGACAUUUUUCCGGAUUUGAACGCAAAAGGAAAGAUAGCGGCUAUGUUUCGGGGCGACAGCCUAAGGAAAAGGUUAAAAAAAAACACACACAAAAUAGAAUUCCGAGAACAGCGAGAACUGAACAUUCGUGAUUGCAGUUUAUUGUGUGUUUUGUUGUAGCCUCGUGUUGAGUACUUUCGCAACCCUAGUGGUUCAGAAAAUAUACGUAUCGAGAGCGUUCUGACUUUGUUCCUAUUCGUAGUCAGGAAACACUUCUCAAAUGGACUGACAUUUAACAUUUGAUCAAACACGCCUACAAGGACUUGAAAAACAAAUUGACCCGAGAGAAUGCGAGCUUCCAAAUCAUCUUUUUCACUUUUGUCGACUCUCAAGUGACGUAGAAUGCUACCUCUUGUUCAGAGUUCUUCCAUGAAAAAUUAUCCAGGGCCCAGUUGUUGGAGAGCCAAUAAACGCGAACCCGGGAUUAAAUUUUGAUCUGCGUUUCUUGCUCUUCCGUUCAAAAGCAUUUUAUCGGUUAAUUUUCUUUAUUCUCUAUAGCGUAUCAAAUCAUUGCAUUGCAGGCAAAAAGAACUAAACUGAAUUUGCUUUUCAAGCACUCAUAUCUGAUUUUAAAAUUCGCACUGACCCUGGGUUAUCUUAACCCUGCUUUGAAUAUCCCGGCCCAGGGUUACUUUUCACGUUUUUGACUCCACAAAAGCACAAGCGUCUCCUUGACCCGGAAGUCAAAGUGAAUACCCACAAAAACACAUUGGAAAACACCUUCUUACUAUUUUUCCUUUUUCUUUCUAAGCGUUGUCUUCGUAUCCUUCUGUCAAAAAAGAAAUAACCACCCCAUUUCUUAUCUAAGAAAAUAGACGCCAUUUCGUGACGUGACCAGUGGUUUCCACGCGAAAUGACGUCUGAGGAACGAGCGCACAAAUUCCAUACUGAUGAUGUGACACUAUCCGGAUCAGGGUAGUGCUUCUGACUGGUUGAGGCAAAUUUUUAGCUAGUAAGACGAACUACCCAGAUCUGGGCAGAAUUGCUUUGAUGGGAUUAUUCUUCUAACUCGUUUCUUGAUACUUGUCAGGUUUCGUGAUUUGGUAGAACUUUUAAGCACCGUUUUUUUUUAGCGCUGGACGGCAACCGUAAAAGAGUUUCUGCAUUCUUAGGCGGUUGAUUACUCCAAAUUUUCGGUCAACUCGUCUCUAUAAGAGUAAAGAAAAGAAGUAAUACAAAUUUGGUAGCGUCAAACCAACGGUAAAAUCAUCAGCAUCAAAAAUAUUUCUGGAAUGUUUAAUAUUAUGUUGCAGAGAAAAGCCAAUCGGGCGUGAGAUGACGUCAUUUUAUUGCUACUAGCAGAAUGCAUUUCUUUUUUCCUUUCAUAUUUUGUUUGAUAAUCCUGGAGAGGUUUACAUAACAAAAGCCCUAAUUUGCAUAAGAAAGCAAAACCCUGAGGUAUUAUGGUCGUAGUAGUCAAAUGAAGUCAUUGUGCAAAUCGCCUUUUAAUUUUGGCCAACAGCUGACCGGCGCGUCCCUAGAUAAGAUCCCAGAAACCAUUGCGGGACGCAUUUCGGCUCCAGUUCCCCUCUCGUUGGGCGAAUAUUUAAAGGCGAAUAUAGAUACCAUCGGCUCUCAACGUCUGAGUGAACAUUAGACUGUUGCUAGCACCUUAAAUUACCGUUACAACACUUUGCACCCUGUUGCAAUCUAACUUUGUCACCUAUUUGACGCGAAUCAAACGUGAUGGAUCAACGGCGUGUAAAAUGUAGAUUUUUUACUUGAUACGCGGUUUUAAUGUACUGUGUUCUCAACCCUACGAGCAGUUAGCUUAAACUAUUUUAUCGUGUACUUGUAAAGGUAAUAAUAAUAAUAAUAAUAAAACUUUAUGUUAAGGGUAACACUUAAUAUUUCUCGAUAAUCUACACUUGGCCCUCGGAAAAAUAAUGAAUGAAAAACACAAAAAUCGAUAAAAAAAAAACCUAUGAUUCAUAGGCGAGAAUUUGAAGAUAAACUAACGAAGGAUUUGCUAAAGAUUGUCCACUUCAGUUCGCUUAAGUUGUUUUCGAAAGACGUCAAGGUUGUAUGAAUAUGUAAAGUGAAAUCAAUUGGAUAACCGAUCGUACUUCCAGUGACAUCGGAGAAGCAGAAAUUAUUCUUUCAAAUUCUGUCACAGACAACUCAACGUUCUCCGGUGAGGAUUAAAGACCGGACUGGCAGAAAAGAGGUAGCCUGCGCGCAAGCACUCCAUUUUGGGAAGUCGCGACAAGUCACGGAAGAGCAACGACUUACGAUAGCGCGUUUUCUCGUGGCUCGUUUCCUUCGCCAUAAUUGAAAAAUUUCGUUGCAGGCUAGGAGAGCGACAAAAAUGGAACCUACUUAACAAAGUUUCACCUAAAAAAAAUGUUCGAACUGGUAGAGUUUUAAAGGUACCCAUAUUAUAUGUAUUCCGGAUAGAGAAAGGCCGAGUUUGCAUUAGGCAAAUUUACAAGUAAUAUGAUGAUCUUUUAACGCGACUUUUUUUGCAACGUAUUGUACGUUAGUUACUUUUCAGAGGCCCCGCCCGCGCGAAGGGGAGGGCAUGGGGAGGGGAAGCCCCCUUCUCCUUUUCUCCCCUCGCGAGUCCUCGAUAAUUCUUCCUUCACCCUAAGAAAAAGCCAGACUAGCCGUUAUCUGGAAGAUUUAGCACGGUUUCACGGACAAAAUUCGGCAAACACCAAACGAACGCAGCGGAAUUCUUCGUCGGACCCUGUCGGUUGUCUCCUGUGUCCGAGGAAGACUGGGUAAAAACACGCUCAGUCAUCACUUUAUCAUUGCCGACUCUUGCAAAUCCUUGCUGAAGGUAAGGAGAGCUUCUCAGUACAUUAUAUACAUAUCUUAGAGUGAUUUACGUGUUAGCAUUAAUCGUCACAAGAAAAGAGCCAAGAUUUUAAGCCUGUAGUGAUGUACGAGUUCGCCUCGCUUGGUUCUUAAAGCACCCGUUAUGCAGGCGAGUACUGAUGAACAUAUGUUUACCGCUAGGUUUACUUGUUGCUCAGAAAUCCCAUGAGUAUAUCGGAUUGUGCUGAUUAUAUUUGCCUUCGUAACAAGCGUUUCCGUUUUCUCGUGUUGAAACGCUUGUUACGCCGGCCAUAGCUGAUAGACAUACUUUAGUUGUGUGGGGGUCCUAGAGAUUUAUGAGAUUCAAAACAAACAGUGCACUGGAGAUUUCUAGUUGUUUUGGUUAGGCAGCGUUGCAAAGACGAGGAGGGUGCUUAGGAUUUUGUAAAUACGGAAGAAAUUGUCUCUCUUACAAUACUUUGCUACAUCAACCAUGAGGGUCAGGGCCUACACGAAGACUUACAUAAAGUACAUACUGUCAAAUUCCGCUUUUGUUAACAAAAUAAUCCUGACAGGGAAAAUUAAGUUGAAUGGCAACCUUAAGAACACAAAAGCUUGAAUUCAAAUUUAACUGUGAAAUUUGGUGACCAGUAUGGGAGAUAAUCUGGGCAUAUAUGUUACUGGGCCCUGAACACUGGUGUGUUUUCAUUCAAGAUUGGUGUAUGAAUAGUUUUGCAAAUAAUACGAAACUGUGAGUUGACCAAAAAGAAAUGGACUGCUUUCUUGACAAGACAAACUUUCAAAAUGUCAGCUUACAGUACAAUGGUAAAUAAUUUCAUUGUACCUAAUUACUACUUGCAUGUAAAAAAUCAGGAACAUUUCAGAAAUGCUUGUAUUGUUGCGUAUUGUUGCAAAUACAUUUAAGAGUUUGCCCAUAUCUUGGGACAGUGCCCCUUUCUUCACCUCACUGGAUUUUAUUGUUUUAGAAAGUUGAGCCUUUAACAAAUAACUUAAUUUAUUUUAUGAUGAAAAGGAUGUCAAGAAACCUAGACCAACACCACAUGGGAAAGAAGUCUUACAAAUGUAAGCAAUGUGCCAAGAAUUUUAGUCAAUCAGGAAACCUAAAGGCACAUCAAAGAGUACACACGAGAGAGAAUCCUUUUGAAUGCAAACAUUGUGGCAAGUGUUUCAGCCAAGCAGUUACAUUGAGAGUUCAUGAAAGACGUCAUACUGGAGAGAAGCCUUAUGAAUGUAAACAGUGUGGCAAGUGUUUUCAACAUAGAGGAAGUUUGAGGGAGCAUGAAAGAGGUCAUACUGGAGAGAAGCCAUAUGAAUGUAAACAGUGUGGCAAGUGUUUUCAAUAUAGAGGAAGUUUGAGGGAGCAUGAAAUAGGUCAUACUGGAGAGAAGCCAUAUGAAUGUAAACAGUGUGGCAAGUAUUUUAGCCAUGCAGCAAAUAUGAAGAGGCAUGAAAGAGUUCAUACUGGAGAGAGGCCUUUUGAAUGUAAACAUUGUGGCAAGUGUUUCAGCCAAGCAGUUACAUUGAGGGUACAUGAAAGAGUUCAUACUGGAGAGAAGCCAUAUGAAUGUAAACAGUGUGGCAAGUGUUUUAGACAAGCAGCAAAUAUGAGGGUGCAUGAAAGAGUUCAUACUGGAGAGAAGCCACAUAAAUGUAAACAGUGUGGCAAGUAUUUUAGACAUGCAACAAGUGUGAAGGAGCAUGAAAGAAGUCAUGCUGGAGAGAAGCCAUAUGAGUGUAAACAGUGUGGUAAGUGUUUUCAACAAACAGGAAAUUUGAGGAUGCAUGAAAGAGUUCAUACUGGAGAGAAGCCAUAUGAAUGUAAACAUUGUGGCAAGUGUUUAAGCAGAGCCGGUAACCUUAGGAGACACGAAAAAGUCCACACUAAAGGAAGGAGGGGUACACGUCAUGGUAACAGACGUGCGUCUAAACGUUUGCUUCGUCAACGCAAUAGC
This is a messenger RNA of Porites lobata, 7199 nucleotides long. NCBI's taxonomy places the organism in Eukaryota, Metazoa, Cnidaria, Anthozoa, Scleractinia, Poritidae. The record is from the annotation of a GenBank genome assembly.